GCGAUUCCCGAGGCCGUCUCCAAUCUCCAGUCUUGAUGCAAGCGAGAGCUACGUUCUCUGCGUUAUCAAGCCGUUACAUUCAAAAUCUCAAUUACGCAAAAGCCCAAAUGGGAACAAAAAGUAUCGAAUGCUGAACCUGGGGCCACACAAGAGCUGUUUCCCUCUUGGACGGCAGCUGCGGGGUACAGGUUGAAUCAACUGCUAUCUCCAAUUGAGCGAUAACGAUGGAUGGCCGGAAGAAGAAGAGAAAGGUCCUCUUGAUGGGGAAGAGUGGCUCGGGGAAAUCGUCUAUGCGGUCAAUUAUAUUCAGCAACUAUGUUGCCAAAGACGUACGGCGCCUUGGGGCGACGAUUGACGUUGAGCAUAGCCAUGUCAAGUUUAUGGGGAAUCUGACUCUGAAUCUCUGGGACUGUGGAGGACAAGAUGCCUUCAUGGAGACCUAUCUCGCCUCGCAGCGUGGGAACAUAUUCUCCGACGUUGCGGUCCUAAUUUACGUCUUUGAUAUCGAGUCACGGGAAGUUGAGCGUGACCUAGACACAUACAGCGCUAUCAUCAGUGCGCUCAAAGAGUACAGCCCGCACGGUUAUGUCUUUUGUCUCGUUCAUAAGCUCGACUUGAUUCAAGCCGAGCAUCGUCAACGGAUCUAUGAGGAACGCUCUGCCCUCAUCCGCAGUCGCACAGAGCACUUCGAUAUCGACACCUUUGGAAGCAGUAUAUGGGACCAAUCUCUAUACAAGGCAUGGGCAGGAAUUGUACACAAGCUCAUCCCGAACCUCACAGUGAUCGAGCGAUUUCUGCAAGCCUUUGCCAAACGAAUCGACGCCGAGGAAGUAAUCCUAUUCGAGCGCUCAACUUUCCUCACGGUGACCUCUGUCUCGUCUGAGAUCGGCGACCUGAACCCAAUCUACGACCGCCAUGAACGUCUGUCCAACAUCAUGAAAGCGUUCAAACACUGCGCUGCCCGCAACACCCACACAACGCCCGCAUCCGCCGGCUUCGUCGUCAUGCACACCAAAACCCCGCAGUUUAACGUCUUCCUCGGCCGCUUCACAGACAACACCUACAUUUUCAUAGUUGUGCCUCCAGGCGAGGCUGCCUACAACUGCGCUGUGCUAAACACCAUGCUCGCCAGAGAGGGCUUCUCCAAAGCCGCAGGUGCAGCCCAUGGGGACGGCUUUCCGCUCCCCACACCGGAAACCCCAGACGGCGAGGCCGAUAUUAACUAACUGACCCUUCAGCAAACAGCUCAAGGCCACUGAUGAUGCCCCCUAGCCGCACUACCACCAUGCAUCCAUUUGCCCGUAUCACCGGGAACACUCUCCUUCCUCUCAUGAGCCUCAGCACUCGACUUUAAAUAAGCCAAGCCCCCGUUUUGAGAUACCCAAGUUCGCCUUCAGAUUCAGUAUAUGUACAGUGGGCACUUGUAUCGUUAUUGCCAUAUUAAAACAAUUAAGCCAAAAUAAAAUAAAUACUAUAAAAACGGGAACAGGUUACAAUAUAUAAGUCCUCUUAGUCCCGUAAUUGGAACGUUUCGCGUGAGAUGGUGACAGUAUCCUUAGGUUAUUUGACCCCCCGUAUAUCCACUAUAUAUCCCAUAUCUCACAUUUUCAGUGAAUUACCGUUAGAUGUUGAAAUUUUAG
Aspergillus versicolor CBS 583.65 is the source of this 1640-nucleotide messenger RNA. Its product is annotated as Rag GTPase GTR1. Gene Ontology annotation, molecular function: GTPase activity; GTP binding. Lineage: Eukaryota; Fungi; Ascomycota; Eurotiomycetes; Eurotiales; Aspergillaceae. The transcript is spliced from 2 exons. The record is from RefSeq and is a predicted model, not a curated record. The coding region runs from base 225 to 1226 and encodes 333 amino acids. Gene Ontology annotation, biological process: cellular response to starvation; positive regulation of TOR signaling; cellular response to amino acid stimulus. Gene Ontology annotation, cellular component: Gtr1-Gtr2 GTPase complex; nucleus; fungal-type vacuole membrane.